Messenger RNA from Cloeon dipterum, 2978 nucleotides. Its product is annotated as Kv channel-interacting protein 4. Bases 797 to 1504 code for a protein of 235 amino acids. The transcript is spliced from 7 exons. Gene Ontology annotation, molecular function: calcium ion binding. The record is from RefSeq and is a predicted model, not a curated record. Lineage: Eukaryota; Metazoa; Arthropoda; Insecta; Ephemeroptera; Baetidae.
GAUUAUUUUUCCGCGCUGAGUGAUCGGCCGCAACCCUUUCCCAACAAAAACAACACAAUCGAGAGAAAUCCUUCAAAGAAACAAGCGCAGCGCUGCCUCGUUUGACGAGAGAGCCUCUGGCUCGGAUAUAUUUUUGUCAUCUAUAUCCUUCAGGAGGAGGCGAAUGCGUGGAUAAUUUUAAUUUUGGCACCUUUCUCCCCAAACUCUAUUUCGGGUGCCGAAUGUAUAAAAUCGACCGUUUCGCUCGCACCCAGCCGAGACACAAAGCCCGUCACGACUUCCGAUGACAUUUCGAGCUGAAAAAUUGCAUCCUUGUGGGCCGCGACCUGCCCGGUGCUCUGAUUUCUUUCUCACCCAACCUUGGACGCGACGAGAGAUGCGGCCGCUGAGCGCCGCCCGAUGAGCGACGCAGGAUAUUGCAUCAAAAAUAUUUAUUUUUGUUUAUGCUGUUAGCCGAGGGAAUUCAACAACGCUUCGGUUGAUAGUAAAAGGAGGCGCGAUGAGUAGCGUAUGCAUGUAUUUACGGACGCCGGGCUGCGUGUGAAUUAUUGGCACGCUGCCCGGCCUGUGUAUCCCACAAUGGCCAACUAGCUCGCGCGCCCCGACAGCACGCUCGCGGGAUGCUGUUUGCGUGCUGAUCCAGUUCUUUCUCGUAAGACCAUUAAGUCAACCGGUGGAAACACACGCUGGCCGCAGCCCUCGAUGAGCAGUCAACCCUCAGGUACGGAUACGCCGUCUUGAACGCAGCAGACACACGGUGCUCAACGACUCGUAUGGAGACCAGAGGUACUUUGACAUGUCGUCACAUAUACAGAAAGUGGCGAAGAAAGCUUUUCCAAAAGUGGUUGGCAAUAACAAUAAGGGUGACAGUAGCAUCAUGAUAGAGGCGCCUUCCAGCGAAUCUAAUUCUGAAUAUUCGGAGCUCGAGGAGUUGGAGGCACCGCCAAGUUACAGACCAGAUAGUUUGGAGGCCUUAUGCAAAGCGACCAGAUUUUCGGAGCCUGAAUUGAAGAGGAUAUACCGCGGCUUCAAGGCCGAGUGUCCGUCCGGAGUUGUCAGGGAGGACACUUUCAAGGGUAUCUACUCGCAGUUCUUUCCCCAAGGAGCCAACACCAGUCAAUACGCGCAUUACGUUUUCAACACGCUGGACCACGACCACAGUGGGCUGCUUAGUUUUGAGGAUUUUGUUCUUGGACUGUCCACUUUGUCUCGGGGAUCCUUGGAAGAAAAAUUGCGCUGGACAUUUGGGCUGUACGACAUCAACGGAGAUGGAUGCAUCACCAGGGAUGAGAUGACUGACAUUGUGACGGCAGUGUACGAUCUCAUGGGCAAGUUCACUGAUCCAUUCGUCGAUGAUGCUGUGAUUAAAGAAAAAGUCGAUAGAAUAUUCCAGAAAAUGGACCAGAACCAUGACGGUGUAGUGACGCUAGAUGAGUUUUUGGCCUGCUGCACCCAAGACGAGGCCAUUUCCCAUUCCAUGUGUGUGUUUGACUCCUCCAUUUGACCCACGACCACGAUGACCAAAUCAUCCACUUGGUGAAUGCAGCAGAGUGUUCACAGUAUGACAUUUGCAAGAAAUGAGUUCGCAAUCUCGUCAGAAUAACUUACUCGUGUGUACUUUUAACAAACAAAAACUUUGUGCCACCGACUGCUGUACCCGUGUGCUUUACUACAAUUGAAUUUUCAAUGUGUACGGAAAGAAUUUUGAAUAUGAGAACACUUUUUGGCCUCAUUGUACCCUCUUGCAUCGUAUAUUGCCAAGUAUAUACAGAUUGUAUGCAUUAUUAUUAUAAUGUUGUGUUACAUUGCAUUGAGGUUUCGCCACGAUUGAUUGAAUACAGAUGAUAAUAUCUAUUUGUAAGGCGCAAUAUUCCUAAAAAUAUACUUGCCACUUGAUAUUUCUUAUCUGGUCGUUUCAUUUCGCACUCACAAUAAAAAACAGAGUGAUACAUGUUAAUAUGCUAAUUUAUUAGAAACAAAAUAAACCAAUGUACACAAGAUGAAAUGAAUCGAUUGAUUAUCCUCUUUUCUUACAGAAAAUUAACUUACAAUUUACUACCAAGUUGAGAAGGAAAUCAUGAAUAGAACCAAUUAUUAUCAAUUGAACUGGUGCAUUUGCUAUUUUAUAUUGAUUUUUAGACUUUUCAUUAAUAAAAUGCAAUAGAAAAUUUCACUUAGGAACUAACAAUUAUUACAAUCCUUUCAUGCCAUUACAAAUUCAGAGAGCCGCCUGAUUAGUGUUACUUUUUUAUGUGAAUAUAUAAUGAAUUGUCUCAUCUACUCUGUAUUUAAGAGAAAAAUAUUAUAUUUUGUUACCACUACAAAUUCAGCCUUCAUUAUGCUUCAUAUUUAUGUCUUCAGAUUUUUCGGCUAAGGAUUGAACUAAACUGCUUGUCUGUUGGUUUUCAAGUCCGGGAGAAAGUCAAAUAAACGCUUUUGGACCCUAGUGAGCUACGUUUUGGAUAGUUGUAUUUAACCAGGCAGUGGGUAAAUCAUGCAUUUUAUAAUGUGUGGCGGUUUAGUCCUAAUACUGCAGCUCUGGUUAAGUGUUCCAUCAGCCGCAGCAGAUAAGUACGGAAAGAAAAGUCUCUUUACUAACUUUUCCACAGCUACCAAUGGGAGUAAAGAUGAGUAUAUAUGUUAAAUAUUUGUUGGAUUUUUAAGUUGUCAAUGUUUUUUUCGCUAACACAUAUGACAAUCAGGUGAUAUUUGAAAAACGCUCUCGUAAAUUUGUUAAAUCACUAAGACGCUAAACACCGUGAGACUUUGCAGAAAUUAAUAACAGUUGCAUGAAGGCAAAGAACGAUAUAAUUUGAAUAAUUUUGCUACCCAUCAAAAGUGAAGAUGAAAAGCAUCAGCAUGCAAUUUGUUUGUUGUUGCGUAUCUUUUUUAUCAAGCAAUCCAGCCAUCAAUAUUCGUUUCAAGCUACAAGAUUUCUUCUCUUUUUGUACUUUUAAUUCAUACUUUUUCAAGUUUUU